AUGUCUCUGUACAUUUUUUCCUUCCUGUGUGCCCUCGGCCUCGUUGCCGCCCUCCAGGUGCCAGAUGUGGAGCCUCUGGGGGAGGGCUCCGUCUUCACCACUUCCUCAGAGAAGAAUGAAAUUGUGAACAAGCAUAACGCCCUGAGGAGGGGAGUCCAACCCACCGCUCGCAACAUGAAGAAAAUGAGCUGGAACAACGAGGCUGCAGCCAACGCUCAGAAAUGGGCCAACACCUGCUCCAUGCAGCACAGCCCUGCCAGCUCCAGACAGAUCAGCACUAGCGGCUGUGGAGAAAAUCUGUACAUGUCCAGCAGCAAGAACACCUGGACCAGCGCUAUCCAGCGGUGGUACGACGAGGUGAAGGACUGGCGCUAUGGAGUGGGAUCUGUCAACGGAGGAGUGGUCGGACACUUCACCCAGAUUGUUUGGGCCACUUCUAACAAGAUCGGCUGUGCCAGGGCCUACUGUCCCAACUCCAAAUACAAGUACUUCUACGUCUGCCACUACUGUCCACCCGGGAACUACAACUUCACGAACCCCUACAAGUCAGGAACCUCCUGCGCCGACUGCCGCAACUCUUGCGACAACAAACUGUGCACCAACCCUUGUCCCUCCACGGAUCAGUACAGCAACUGUCCCGAGCUGAAGCAGCAGUGGGACUGCAGCCACAAGGACGUGGCCUCCUGGUGUCCGGCUUCCUGCAAGUGCACCAGUCAGAUCAGCUGA
Messenger RNA from Stegastes partitus (bicolor damselfish), 726 nucleotides. RefSeq names its product serotriflin-like. The coding region runs from base 1 to 726 and encodes 241 amino acids. The record is from RefSeq and is a predicted model, not a curated record. Lineage: Eukaryota; Metazoa; Chordata; Actinopteri; Pomacentridae. The transcript has 8 exons. Gene Ontology annotation, cellular component: extracellular region.